Anopheles darlingi is the source of this 4655-nucleotide messenger RNA. RefSeq names its product mucin-2-like. Bases 381 to 4103 code for a protein of 1240 amino acids. NCBI's taxonomy places the organism in Eukaryota, Metazoa, Arthropoda, Insecta, Diptera, Culicidae. The record is from RefSeq and is a predicted model, not a curated record. The transcript is spliced from 26 exons.
UUGGCGCCUCUUGGUUCUCGUUCUCUUGCGCAGAGCCCUCGCCUCGCGGCUCGCCCGGUGAUCUAGCGUGCGUCUGCACGUGCCAGUGUAGCUGUGUGUGUGUGUGUGUGUGUGUGUGUAGUUUGGUGUGGAUCAGGGAUGCCAGGAUAACGCCAGAGUAUCCUGAGUGACGAUCGUGAAUCUAGAACGUGUAGGAUUAAUGCCAAAACCAAACCAGAUCGUGAGUGAUCGUGGGUGAACAAAAACAAUCCUGCUGGAUUAUGUGAGAUUGUGAAUUUGAUUGAGCAAAUAGAAAAAAAAACCCUCGUGUUCUCACGGUGUGUGUGUGCGGGUGUGUGAAUUUAACCAAGAAGCAGCCCAAGUGGCCUAUCACUACCAACAUGAGGAGCAGCUCAGCAUUCGCGUUGCUCGGUGUACUUGUUGCGUUCGGCACGGCGUCGGCGGACAUAUCGACGAUACUGAGAGGUGGCUAUACCGGUGGUAAUAACAUCCUCCAGGAGGAUGGCUAUCACUACGACAAACCGAAGGUCCCGUUCGAGGAACCACCGCGCAAGUGUGCGGUGACGGCCCAGAAUCCGGACGGCAGCUGUGGUUACGAUUAUCCGAAACCGGACCAAUCGUUCACGCUACCGAACGAGUAUCUACCACCGACCACCACGACGCGCCGAACUACGACGACCACACGUCCAACAACGACGACGACGACGACGACAAGACGUCCUACGACAACGACAACACGUCGUACGACGACGACGACCAGGCCAACGACGACGACGCGCAGAAUUGUGACGACCACUAAGUGUCCCCUGUCGGCCCAGAACCCUGAUGGAAGCUGUGGAUACGAUUAUCCGAAACCAGAUCAAAGCUUCACCAUUCCGAACCGAGUUUCGACUACCACUCCAAGGCCAACGACGACAACGCCCCGAAGGACGACGACCACGACUCCGAGGCCAACCACAACGACGACUCGUCGAACAACGCCGUUCACAACGACGAGAACAACGCCGCGCAUCGUAACGACGACCGAGAAGAAGUGUGCCGCAUCGGCACAAAAUCCGGACGGAAGCUGUGGCUAUGAUUAUCCGAAACCGGACCAAUCGUUCACCCUGCCGAACCGUGUGCCGACCACAACGACAACGCGGCGAACAACGACGACCACGCGCAGGACAACACCGCCUCAAGAGUAUCUACCACCGACCACUACCACCAGGCGAACGACGACGCGCCCCACAACGACGACUACAAGGCGCACGACGACUACCACUAGGCCAACGACGACGACAACCAGGCGCACGACGACGCCGAGAAUCGUAACGACUACCAAGUGUCCGCCAUCGGCUCAGAAUCCUGAUGGAAGCUGUGGAUAUGAUUACCCGAAACCAGAUCAGUCCUUUACGCUCCCGAGCCGUGUCUCAACAACAACUACUCGUCCAACGACGACUACUCGCCGGACGACCACGACAAGAAGAACAACUCCGUCACAAGAAUAUUUGCCUCCAACGACAACUACCAGAAGAACAACCACCACAACACGACCUACUACAACGACUACGAGACGCACAACAACUACAACUAGACCAACGACGACCACUACCAGAAGGACAACAACUCCACGGAUAGUGACCACCACCAAGUGUGCGCCAUCGGAGCAAAACCCUGACGGAAGCUGUGGAUAUGAUUAUCCGAAACCAGAUCAAUCGUUCACACUACCUAACCGAGUGUCAACGACCACGACAACGCGUAGACCUACGACAACGACGCGUCGUACAACAACCACGACUCCCAGGACUACGCCGGCUCAGGAAUAUCUUCCUCCAACAACAACUACCCGUCGUACCACUACGACCACACGCCCUCCUACGACCACUCGAAGGACGACAACUACCACACGUCCAACGACGCGCAUAACUCCACGUAUCGUAACGACGACAAAGUGUCCUCCUUCAGCUCAGAAUCCAGAUGGAAGCUGUGGAUAUGACUACCCAAAACCGGACCAGUCCUUUACACUACCGAACCGUGUGUCCACCACCACUACAAGGCCUACUACAACAACACGUCGUACCACUACCACUACAAGACCGACGACUACUACCACGCGUCGUACCACGACAACUACACGUCCUACUACGACGACUACUCGGAGAACUACUACAACAACGCGUCCAACAACGCGCACCACUCCGCGUAUCGUAACGACGACCAAGUGUCCGCCAUCGGCUCAGAAUCCUGAUGGAAGCUGUGGAUAUGACUAUCCGAAACCAGAUCAGUCCUUUACGCUUCCGAACAGAGUGUCUACCACUACUCCACGGACUACUACGACUACACGCCGAACGACAACCACCACGCGCAGGACAACACCUUCUCAAGAGUAUCUACCACCAACCACGACCACGCGUCGGACAACAACGAGACCCACGACCACGACUACCCGUCGAACCACCACGACCACUCGGCCAACCACACGCACUACCCAGCGCAUCAUAACCACAACGAAGUGUCCUAUUUCGGCUCAGAAUCCAGAUGGAAGCUGUGGAUAUGAUUACCCGAAACCGGAUCAAUCCUUCACGCUACCCAACCGUGUGUCCACCACCACUACAAGGCCUACUACAACAACACGUCGUACCACUACCACUACAAGACCGACGACUACUACCACGCGUCGUACCACGACAACUACACGUCCUACUACGACGACUACUCGGAGAACUACUACAACAACGCGUCCAACAACGCGCACCACUCCGCGUAUCGUAACGACGACCAAGUGUCCGCCAUCGGCCCAGAAUCCGGAUGGAAGCUGUGGAUAUGACUACCCGAAACCAGAUCAGUCCUUUACGCUUCCGAACAGAGUGUCUACCACUACUCCACGGACUACUACGACUACACGCCGAACGACAACCACCACGCGCAGGACAACACCUUCUCAAGAGUAUCUACCACCAACCACGACCACGCGUCGGACAACAACGAGACCCACGACCACGACUACCCGUCGAACCACCACGACCACUCGGCCAACCACACGCACUACCCAGCGCAUCAUAACCACCACGAAGUGUCCAAUUUUGGCUCAGAAUCCAGAUGGAAGCUGUGGAUAUGACUACCCGAAACCGGAUCAGUCCUUUACACUACCGAACCGUGUGUCAACCACUACUACAAGGCCUACUACAACAACACGUCGUACCACUACCACUACAAGACCGACGACUACUACCACGCGUCGUACCACGACAACUACACGUCCUACUACGACGACUACUCGGAGAACUACUACAACAACGCGUCCAACAACGCGCACCACUCCGCGUAUCGUAACGACGACCAAGUGUCCGCCAUCGGCCCAGAAUCCUGAUGGAAGCUGUGGAUAUGACUACCCGAAACCAGAUCAGUCCUUUACGCUUCCGAACAGAGUGUCUACCACUACUCCACGGACUACUACGACUACACGCCGAACGACAACCACCACGCGCAGGACAACACCUUCUCAAGAGUAUCUACCACCAACCACGACCACGCGUCGGACAACAACGAGACCCACGACCACGACUACCCGUCGAACCACCACGACCACUCGGCCAACCACACGCACUACCCAGCGCAUCAUAACCACCACGAAGUGUCCAAUUUUGGCUCAGAAUCCAGAUGGAAGCUGUGGAUAUGACUACCCGAAACCGGAUCAAUCCUUUACGCUUCCGAACCGAGUUUCAACAACUACUACUCGACGUCCGACAACUACCACACCUCGUCCUACGACUACUACCACGCGGACGACCACACGUCGGACGACACCACCGCAGGAGUAUCUGCCGCCAGUGACGACAACAACCACAAGGCGUACCACCCCGAGACCGACGACAACAACGCCCCGGCCAACAACCACCACCCGUCGUCCAACGACGACGACAACGGAGAAGGGUUGUAACGGAGCGGAGCUGAACCCUGACGGCAGCUGUGGCUACGAUUAUCCGAAGCCACCGAAUCCACUCACACUGCCACCAAAGACAACGACAACUGUGCGGACGACUCCUGCUCCCGAGUACCUACCACCGGAGGAAUCGACCGGCUACUCGUACCCAAAACCUGCCAUACCGUUUAACUUCUAGAAGCACUCAAUACCAAUUCCCUCAUCGAUUCUCCCCAAGAGUCACUGCCCACCCUCUACCAUACUCACUCCAGUAACAAAGAGCUCCCAGUAGUAGGUUAGUUUAGUUAGGAUCUAUCUAUCUACUUUCUAUAUCUUUCUCUCUCUAUUAAUCUUAUUCUCAUCCAACAUCUCAUCUACUGCACCUUGUAUGUCCUGAAAAAGGAACUCAAAUACUCAUGAAAUCAAAUGGUUCGAAGUAGAAUAAGAACUCUCGAUUGACAAGAUGGUCGACACUCCAGUCCGACACCGAGGUCGACACUCCAGUAGGGAGUCCAGUGAUGGCAGGGUAUAAAGUCAACCAUCAGAUUACAAGCGAUUAAAGACAGCCAUUAGUCUCAGGCUCAGAUGAUCGUACGCUGCGUUGUGUUCGUUCGAUUGUAUGCAGAAGUCCCAGUCGCUACGGCUCGGGAGAGAUUGAGUCACGGUACUGCGUGUGUGACUUCAUUGACAAAAACGUUGUGAAUAGUCUAUAGUAGGUGUAAGAGUAUGUUUUUGAAUAAAUAGACGAAGA